CCACUGACUAUUUGAAUGGCUAAACUUGGACUUGGGGCGGCUAUGGCGACGACGCUCAUCCCCGGCCUGGACGACGACGCCGCGUACCAGUGCCUCCUGCGAGUGACGCUCCCAUCCCACGGCCAAAUGCGCCAGGUGAGCAGAGCGUGGAGGAAUCUCGUCUCCAGCGCCAAGUUCUACGACGAUCGCUCCGCCCAGGGCUUGGACGAGGAGUGGCUUGUCGCGACGGUGAUGCUCAGGCAAGAGACUCUGAUCAUGGCGUUCAAUCCCAAUAGCGCCAAGAAAGCGUGGAUGAUACUUCCUCCUCCUCCGCAGCACAUCCACGGCAUUGCGGGAUUCGAGUGCAAGGCUCUCGGCGGCAAGCUCUAUCUUCUCGGGGGAUGGAGGGGCAAGAAACUGGUGAGCGUCUUCGAUUCACACACGAACCGAUGGAGCGCCGCGGCGCCUAUGCUGUGUCCUCGAGCGCACUGUGCGUCCGCGGCUAUGGAGGGUCGGCUCUACGUAGUUGGUGGUAACUUAAUGGGGAAGGGAUUGGACGCCGAGGUAUACGAUCCGGUGGAGGACCGAUGGGAACCUCUCCCACAAUCGCCAUCGCCGGAGACCAUAGCCUUUCACAUCGCCAUCGUCGUCGAUCGCACCAAGAUGGCUGUUUUCUCACGCGGUGGCGUCGGAGCUACGCUUGUUUUCUCGGCACGAGAUCUUUCCUGGGAAGUGGCGGACACUGGAUUGCCGGGGCGCCGCUGCUUUGUGCACUCCAACCGGAUCUACGAGGCCGACAUGGCUGGAUCGUUGAUGUGGAGAUACGAACGUGGCAAGAACAUGUGGGAGGCGCUCCGGCUGACGAAUGCUUCUUCCAGCGAUGACAGGUUCUUCUUCCGCACUGUGAGCUGCCAGAAGAACAUCUGGGCAGUCUCCAUGAAUUGCAAGGUUGUGACAGUGAUCCAAGUUCCCAGCGAUGGCGGCUUGGAAGCCAAGGUGGUGGCAGUUUACAAGCUCAGCGUGCCUUUUAGCGACGAUCCAUUGGUGCUCAGAACCUUCGACGUCGACAUCCUUCGAGCUUGAUGUAUAUGUAUCAGCUACUUCUCUACAAGGAUGUCGGGUGAAGACAUCUUGCCUUUGAGCUUAAUUUUUAUGCAUUCUAAAGUUAAAGGAUGUAUGCGAUCCCGAUUCACAGCCUCCUCUUCUGGAUGGCAUUGUUUCAUAA
Messenger RNA from Selaginella moellendorffii, 1204 nucleotides. Its product is annotated as F-box/kelch-repeat protein At1g16250. The coding region runs from base 16 to 1062 and encodes 348 amino acids. The transcript has a single exon. NCBI's taxonomy places the organism in Eukaryota, Viridiplantae, Streptophyta, Lycopodiopsida, Selaginellales, Selaginellaceae. Gene Ontology annotation, molecular function: protein binding. The record is from RefSeq and is a predicted model, not a curated record.